AUGGACCCGCCAAAGUACCAGCCGCUACCGGGCGCACCAAGCUCGAGGUCAACGACACCGGCCGGCCCUCCAUCCUCCUCCGGCCAUCCCCCUCGGCGCCGGAAGAACCACAGGGGCGGGAAGAAGAAGAGGGCUAGGCGAAAGUCCUUUUCCAUCCCACCCGAUGAGAUGGCCGCGGACGGCGUCGAUUCAGGGGCUUUCUAUUCUAGACCGAGUCACAACAUCAGCGCGACGAGCCUCGAAAGCGAGGCCCUUUUAGACCAUAGAGAUCAAAAGCCUUUCUUACGUACGAGACGCCCGUCAACGAUGACGGCAAGCGCCUCGUUUCCGGCCCAACCACCCAACACCAGAUUAGAGGCAAUGACCAGGGGGGAAGGCGGUGACGAAGAAGCCGAUGAAGGGGCUCCGCUACUAGCCAGCACUCCCUUUCAACGGAGCGAGACAUUCGGAGGCUAUGGGUCGAAUGAGAGCCCCCGGCUGGUAAGGUCCCGGCGCGGCUCAAGCCAGGGAAGCAGCAAGAAGUACAAUGUCAAUUACCCUCCAUCGGUCCCGGGGACACCUACACUACGGCCAUCCGACCGUAACUUGAGUUUUGGCGAUGUGAUGAUGAGAGACGAUCUUGAAAGCGGUCAGCGGUCACCGAGGGCUAAGCCAGACCAGGGCGACAGCCGCGGCUUUCCUGCAUCACCAUUAGAAAGGAGAAAGACAAUCGCCCUACAGGCCCAAGAAGACGUUUGCUUUCCCCAAGAGGGCCUCUCAGAUAUCGGAGAUGAUGAGCUAGCUGCACGUGACCUCGCCGCAUACCGCAUGAGGUCACGGAGGAGGCGCGGACAAUGGCCAGAUUUAUCGAUCCUGGACGAAUGGAGCCGACUCGAAAAGGAAGGGCGAAGCGAGGAGCGCCGGGCUAAGAGAAUCACGGAACCCCAGUUAAUCAAUGGAAGGCUGAGGCCUGUACACCGCGGCUGGUUCCAGGCAGAGGAGGUAGCGCCCUACCGUUUUACGUACUUUAACGAAGAGUUCCAGAGCACCAUCCACAGCCAAACUAUCUCGGAGCUAGUUCAACCCGGAGGCACCUUUAAGGAGCUCUUCAUUCCUGAUCCUCCGCUUCUCUCGGACUCGGAUGAUGAGGAGGAGGCAGACGAGGAGCAAAGUUCUGGCUUAAAUCAACUGCUGGGAGGCCACAACGGAGACCUCAAAGCACCGUCGCGUCAACCGUCUGCCGCAACCACUCUGGGUUCCGAACCGAGGAAGCAGUAUACCACUGGGGACGGUCCCGCACCGGCCGAGCCCAGACAGGACGGGGGCGCCCAAGUACCCUCGCGAUUCAAGUCUCCCGACCUGAAGUCACCUGAACCGGAAAAGAACGCAAAGCCUCCAAAGUAUGGGGAUCGACCAGUAUGGUGGCUGGAUAUUCUCAGUCCGACCGAGCAGGAGAUGAAAGUGAUCUCAAAGGCCUUCGGCAUCCACCCCCUUACCUCCGAAGACAUCAUGAUGCAAGAGCAGCGAGAGAAGGUGGAACUCUUCCGAAACUACUAUUUUGUCAACUACCGCACCUUUGACCAGGACCAGAACAGCGAGGAUUUUCUCGAGCCAGUCAACAUGUACGUCGUCGUGUUUCGCGAGGGCGUCCUGAGCUUCCACUUCUCAGCGACCCCACACCCGGCCAACGUGCGGAGGCGGAUCCGCCAACUUCGGGACUACCUUAUCCUCACAUCCGACUGGAUCUCGUAUGCGAUUAUCGACGACAUCACGGACGCCUUCGGCCCGCUCAUCCAAGCCAUCGAGGACGAGGUUGACGAGAUAGACGAGUCGAUCCUGAUGAUGCACUCGUUAGAUGACCAGGCGGCAAAGGACAAGCAAAAGGAGUACUCCGAGAAGCUUGACCCGGGCGAUAUGUCAUCGGGCCGCGAUAUGCUGCGCCGGGUCGGGGACUGCCGAAAGAAGGUCAUGUCGCUCUACCGGUUAUUAGGCAACAAAGCGGACGUGAUCAAGGGGUUCGCAAAGAGAUGUAACGAGCGGUGGGAGGUGGCCCCAAGGACCGAGAUUGGGCUGUACUUGGGCGACAUUCAGGAUCAUAUUGUGACCAUGACGUCGAAUCUGAGUCACUACGAGAAAAUUCUGGCCCGAUCUCAUGGGAACUACCUCGCCCAGAUUAACAUAAGGAUGAACGAGCGCCAGGAGCAGACGGCUGAUGUGCUAGGAAAGCUCACGGUGCUGGGUACCAUCGUCCUGCCGAUGAAUAUCAUUACCGGCUUGUGGGGGAUGAACGUGUGGGUUCCGGGACAGAAAUAUGAAGGGGACCUAACGUGGUUCAUGGGGAUCACCGGGUCCCUAUUGCUCUUUGGGCUGGCGUGCUAUUGGACUGCCAAGAGGGUGUACAACAUUGUUUGA
Messenger RNA from Canariomyces notabilis, 2391 nucleotides. Its product is annotated as cora-like Mg2+ transporter protein. Gene Ontology annotation, biological process: magnesium ion transmembrane transport; intracellular magnesium ion homeostasis. Gene Ontology annotation, cellular component: fungal-type vacuole membrane. The record is from RefSeq and is a predicted model, not a curated record. Gene Ontology annotation, molecular function: magnesium ion transmembrane transporter activity. NCBI's taxonomy places the organism in Eukaryota, Fungi, Ascomycota, Sordariomycetes, Sordariales, Chaetomiaceae. Bases 1 to 2391 code for a protein of 796 amino acids. The transcript has 3 exons.